Molecule: messenger RNA, 807 nt
Organism: Angiostrongylus costaricensis
Lineage: Eukaryota; Metazoa; Nematoda; Chromadorea; Rhabditida; Metastrongylidae
Source: the annotation of a GenBank genome assembly
AUGCAAAGAAUAAUGGCUGGAGGAGUCCGAAUGAUGAGGACUAUGGGUCGCGAUCCUCGAUUUGCAACCGUUCAAAGUUCAGACAUUCAAAUAUUUGAGUCGAUCUGUGGUCGAGAUCAUGUGGAAACUGAAGACGUUGCCCACUAUAAAACUGACUGGACAAAAGCUUUCAGAGCUGCUGGAAAUUUGAUACAAAGCAUUCCUGUUGUUUUAGAACGCGGCUGGUAUCAGCGUACAUGCGCAUUGCAGUUUUUGCGCAAUGAAACCGAAUCCGUGAUUGGUAACCAUAAAAGAGGUGUGGUUUAUUUCGGAGACGAUGACAAUUCCUAUGAUACACGACUAUUCACCGAUUACAUCAGAAAUGUGAAAAAGCUCGGAAUGUGGGCAGUUGGACUGGCAGGCGGCGGUCCAUUAGAAUCACCUGUGGUUGUCAAUGGUACAGUAGUUGGCUACAAAACGCAAUGGAGACCAGAACGAAAAUUUGGUGUAGAUAUGGCCGGUUUUGCCGUUAAUCUCAACGAUGUGCUGAGGACCACCGUUGUCUUCGGAAAAUCUUGCAAAAGUGGAUUCGAUGCACCAGAGCCGUGCUUUCUAGAUGAUAUGGGUUUCAAUCAAACUGAUAUUGAACCUUUCGGUGUUGGAGAAUACAGUGAUAAAGUCAGUUUAAUAACGAGUAAUUUUUUAACAAAGCAAAGCAAUCAGAAUUAUCAAUGCAAGCUGGUCAGUCAGCAAGCUAAUUUCACGAAUUCCAUGUCAACGUCCAAAACCUGUGGUUGCAAAUAUGUUUGUAGAGCACUGAGCAGAUAA